AACCUCGGAAUGCACUAAAAAAAAUGAUUCAUCGCUAUUUAAAUUAUCUGUGAAAUGCUUUGUUUUUGACUGAUUUGAACUUGAUGGUUGCCGUGGUAGUUCAUGGUUGUUUCGUUCGUUCGUUGUUACUUGUUCUGUCGUUAUCGUUUUCAUAGGAAAUAAAUUAAAUUUGAUCAUCUUCUUGUAAAUUACUUUUAAAUACAAAGUUUCUUAAUUUUUACAUCUUAAAGAAUUCAAUCUUGCCAGUGGAGUGUUUAAUACCAUUACGUUAAUUUAAUUUGUUGUGUUAUGUACCUGUUAGAGCAUGGAUGCCUGCUGAGGAAUGUCGGAAUACGCUUAUGAUUUAGUAUUCAGAGUGUGUUCAUAAGUACUUAAAGCUCGAAGUACCCACCUCAAAAGUAACUUGUACAAUGUUUUCUAAGAAAAAGAAAAAGCCUCUAAUUUCGCCGCCAAGUAAUUUUGAACACAGAGUACAUACUGGCUUCGAUAAACGAGAGGGAAAGUUUGUUGGACUUCCUCUGCAAUGGGCCUCACUUGUUGGUAAUAAUCAGAUAUUAAAGUCAACCAACAGACCUUUACCUCUAGUAGACCCAUCUGAAAUCACACCCACCGAAAUUCUAGACCUUAAAACUAUUGUAAGAGGAGAUCACAGAACCAUUUCUGUGUCAUCUAUAGCACGGCCAUUACCUGCAAACAUACCACAGCAGCCCGUACAGAAUGGUGUGGUUCUGCCAAAGACAUCAAAUGUUGCAAGAUCAAAUUCUUUAAGAAGUAGUAGCCCACCGAGAAUAAGGAGAGACUUAAGGAGUCAGCCUAAUGUUCCUCCGGCAGUGCCUGAGGAGUCACCUCCUGUGCCACCAGCACCACAACAGUAUCUAAGUUUGCGACGAGAACACAGCAAUUACACAUUAAAUAAGCCUAUUGCUGAGUCUCCUGUAGAAUGGGGCCAGCAUGCACAUGAGGCUACUGUAAGACAAGUACCAGAAAUAAAUGACAACCACCAUGCCCCAAUGACAUACCAGAACAUUCAGAAUGCUAAUGUGCCUUACCAACACAAUCAUCCACCUCAACCAAUGACACAUGGACCUCAUGGCCUUAACGGAAAUAACAUCAACAUGGGUGAUGCGUAUGGUGUGUCGCGGGUGCAAGGCACACCGGGCGGCGCCCCGCCUCUUCCCCUCGCUGCGUCUAAACACGAACUGCGGCUCACGCAUGAACAGUUCCGCGCCGCGCUUCGGUUGGUCGUUAGCGAGGGUGACCCGCGGGCUUCCCUCAGCGGGUUCAGUAAGAUCGGCGAGGGUAGCACGGGCGUAGUCUGUGCUGCCACCGACACGCGCACACGACGGCGCGUCGCUGUCAAGAUGAUGAACCUCAGGAAGCAGCAGAGACGUGAACUGCUUUUCAAUGAAGUGGUCAUAAUGCGCGACUACCCCCACCCCAACAUAGUCGAGAUGCACGCCUCUUACUUGGUCGGCGACGAGCUCUGGGUUGUGAUGGAGUACAUGGCUGGGGGCGCCCUUACAGACAUUGUGACGAGGGCAAGGAUGGACCCUGAACAAAUUGCAACAGUCUGCAAGCAAUGUUUGAAGGCUUUAGCGUUCCUUCACAGCCAAGGCGUGAUUCAUAGAGAUAUUAAGUCAGAUUCGAUUCUUAUGACAGCUGACGGUCGGGUAAAACUAUCUGACUUCGGAUUCUGUGCUCAAGUCUCAGAGGAACUGCCAAAAAGAAAGUCGUUAGUGGGAACGCCAUAUUGGAUGUCGCCUGAAGUGAUAUCAAGAUUGCCGUAUGGUCCAGAAGUGGAUGUUUGGUCGCUUGGCAUCAUGCUCGUCGAGAUGGUGGAUGGAGAACCGCCUUUCUUCAAUGAACCUCCUUUACAGGCGAUGCGUCGUAUCCGCGACAUGCCGCCCCCGCGGCCGCGCGGCGCGGCGCGCUGCCCCGCCGACCUGCUGGCGCUGCUGGAGUGCGCGCUGGUGCGGGACCCCGCGCAGCGGCAGUCCGCCGCGCGCCUGCUGCACCACCCCUUCCUGCGCCGCGCCGGGCCGCCCGCGCUGCUCGUGCCGCUCAUGCCGCCGCACCACCAGCAGCACCCGCCACACCCGCCGCCGGACCCCGCCAGCAAUCAACCGAUGUCCACUGGUCCGCCACGGUAAGCCUGUUAAUCUUGGUCAAAUCUCGAACAGACAGAUUACUCGACAGUUAUUUAUGCAUAUUGUAUUAAGUUAUAAAUAAAUAGACAAAAAAUAUCGAACAUGACAUACCAAAGUUGUUGUAAUGCAACUUGAUUAAGUUUAUUUUUUUAUUGUGUGCAGCACUUAAGUGAGUUAAAACUUUUAUGUGUAUAGCAAAACAGCAGUAUCUAGGCAUUCUAGAUGUCUGAAGGAUCUUUGUGACAGUUUGUACACUAUGAUUAUCACAUUGAGACAAAAAAAUUGUCACAACUAUUGUAUCUUGGUUGGAUGGGUAUCAAUGUAUCCAGUAUCCUUUAAUAAAAUACCAACAGUAUUUCAUUCACGACGGAUUACGUGCAACAUAAAGGACUAUGUAUAUCAGAGCAACUAGUCACUUUAAUUGUAACAUUUGUAGCCCACGAUUGUCACAAGUAAUACUGUUGUAUUGCUAUAUGCUAUGUAAACCCAGUUAAAUCAUUCCAAUAUUUGCGCCUAUUUUUCCCUCGAAACGAUAUGGUAUUUAUUACAUUCCUUCGUAUUUAACUCUUUUAUAUUUACAUAAUAUAGAGUUUAUUAGGUAUACAUUAUGUACUAUAAGAGCCUUUCCAGUACCUUGAAGUAAUUUAUAAUGAUCCAUAAUUUAAGAAGUCUCGAAAUUUCCACCCCGUCCAGGUAGUCAAUUAUUAUCUUCUAAUGUAGUGUCUAUUUACAAAAUUAUCGUGAUGCGAAAGUACCUACAGAUGUUCUUCUACACUAUAUUAUAUUUUUAUGUAUUACUAAAAUAUGGUUAGUGUUCGUUUAUAAAAUCAAAUGUUAUGUAAAAAGUGAUUUCUUAACUGUAAUUAAAAUUAGAACCAUGAAGUGCCAGAAAAUUAUGAAAAUCGAUUUUAAAUCAGUAUUAUGGAUUGCCUUGUACUUAUUAAUGAAAGCUUAUACACUUUUUUCUAGGUUAAGAUUUAGCGAAUCAGUAAUUUAUUACUUUCUUAUGACUAGGUAACAUUCCGAAAAAAAAACUGUUGUUAUUCUUCAAGUUGAUGGUCAGUCACAAACAUUUCCGGAUUAUUUUAUAUACAUAAUGUUAAUUAUUCAUAUAUGAAAUUAAUGUUACUUAUUUUUCGAAAUUAGUUAUAAUGGUCUGUAAUUUACUGUGAUUACAUGAGCCUAUGAUAUUUAGCGACUUAAUUGCGCGGUCUAACAUUUCUACUGACGUUGUACUCAUUAAUAGAAGUGUACCUACCUAAUGUAAAUUAACAUUUUAGUGUUUAGAAAUUAAACGAAAGCAGCUAGAUAAGAUAAAUCAUACAUUCAAUUAUGACUAGUAUUGUCGAAGCCUUAUUAGAAUGUGUAGUGCCUUAAUAAAGCCUUUAUUGUUUAUAGUGAAGUAGUUAUUGCACUUGAUAUUUGUUACAAUAUCUAAGAACAUUGUUAAUAUUAGACAUCACAAUGAUAUUCAUCUUCAUUUAGCAGUUGAUGGAGUGAAAUCUAUUCUAAUUUAUUGUUUUACAUUCACAUCAAUUUUUUAUAAGGUAUAUGCCAAAUAUAUUGUAUUAUUUCAUAUUUGUAAAAUCACAUUGUUAAGAACUGUUACAGAAUAUAGACUUUGAAACAA
Trichoplusia ni (cabbage looper) is the source of this 3777-nucleotide messenger RNA. It is a transcript of the gene mbt, whose product is annotated as serine/threonine-protein kinase PAK mbt. The transcript has 10 exons. Gene Ontology annotation, cellular component: cytoplasm. The record is from RefSeq and is a predicted model, not a curated record. NCBI's taxonomy places the organism in Eukaryota, Metazoa, Arthropoda, Insecta, Lepidoptera, Noctuidae. Gene Ontology annotation, biological process: protein phosphorylation; intracellular signal transduction; regulation of MAPK cascade. Gene Ontology annotation, molecular function: ATP binding; protein serine/threonine kinase activity. Bases 411 to 2150 code for a protein of 579 amino acids.